UCAACCAGAGAUACUACAGAGACUCAACCAGAGAGACUACAGAGACUCAACCAGAGAGACUACAGAGAGAGACUCAACCAGAAAUAGCAGUAACCAUACACAGGAUCAACCAGAGAGAAACAAGCUUCCAGAGACUAGAUCCAGGAUCCAGAGAGACCAGACAGAGAACAAAGAGAGAGCUGAGCUAUGGAGACACAUCACUGUGAUACAUGUGGGAAGAGCCUUUCCUCAUCCAGUAGCCUCAAGAGGCACAUGAGGAUCCAUACUGGAGAGAGGCCCUACAGCUGUGACCUCUGUGGUAAAACCUUUAGCUAUGCUAGCAGUUUCACAGUUCACCGCAUAAUCCACACUGGAGAAAAGCCCUACAGCUGUGACCUCUGUGGUAAAACUUUUAGACGGAAGUCGCAAUUAACAAUUCACAGCAGAAUCCACACUGGAGAGAAGCCCUACAGCUGUGACCUCUGUGGUAAAACCUUUAGCCAUGCUAGCAGUUUCACAGUUCACCGCAGAAUCCACACUGGAGAAAAGCCAUACAGCUGUGACCUCUGUGGUAAAACCUUUAGGCAGGCAGACCAUUUCAGACGUCACAGGACGAUACACAAUGAAGAGAAGCCCUACAGCUGUGACCUCUGUGAUAAAACCUUUAGCCAUGCCAACAGUAUCACAGUUCACCGCAGAAUCCACACUGGAGAGAAGCCCUACAGCUGUGACCUCUGUGAUAAAACCUUUAGCCAUGCCAACAGUAUCACAGUUCACCGCAGAAUCCACACUGGAGAGAAGCCCUACAGCUGUGACCUCUGUGGUAAAACCUUUAACCAGGCAAGCAUUCUCAAAGAUCACCGCAAGAUACACACUGGAGAGAAGCCCUACGGAUGUGACCUCUGUGGUAAAACCUUUAACCAGGCAGGCAAUCUCAGACAUCACCACAAGAUACACACUGGAGAGAAGCCCUACGGCUGUGACCUCUGUGGUAAAACCUUCAGAAAGACUGAGGAAUUAACAGUUCACCGCAGGAUCCACACUGGAGAGAAGCCCUACAGCUGUGACCUCUGUGGUAAAACCUUUAGCCAGGCUGGCAAUCUCAGACAUCACCGCAGGAUCCACACUGUAGAGAAGCCCUACAGUUGUGACCUCUGUGGUAAAACCUAUAGCCAGGCUGGCAAUCUCAGAGCUCACCGCAGAAUCCACACUGGAGAGAAUCCCUACAGCUGUGACCUCUGUGGUAAAACCUUUAGCCAUGCUAGCAGUUUCACAGUUCACCUCAGAAUCCACACGGGAGAGAAGCCCUACAGCUGUGACCUCUGUGGUAAAACCUUUAGCCAGGCUAGCCAUUUCACAGCUCACCGCAGAAUCCACACUGGAGAGAAGCCCUACAGCUGUGACCUCUGUGGUAAAACCUUUAGCCAUGCCAACAGUAUCACAGUUCACCGCAGAAUCCACACUGGAGAGAAGCCCUACAGCUGUGACCUCUGUGAUAAAACCUUUAGCCAUGCCAACAGUAUCACAGUUCACCGCAGAAUCCACACUGGAGAGAAGCCCUACAGCUGUGACCUCUGUGGUAAAACCUUUAACAAGGCAAGCAUUCUCAAAGAUCACCGCAAGAUACACACUGGAGAGAAGCCCUACGGAUGUGACCUCUGUGGUAAAACCUUUAACCAGGCAGGCAAUCUCAGACAUCACCACAAGAUACACACUGGAGAGAAGCCCUACGGCUGUGACCUCUGUGGUAAAACCUUCAGAAAGACUGAGGAAUUAACAGUUCACCGCAGGAUCCACACUGGAGAGAAGCCCUACAGCUGUGACCUCUGUGGUAAAACCUUUAGCCAGGCUGGCAAUCUCAGACAUCACCGCAGGAUCCACACUGGAGAGAAGCCCUACAGUUGUGACCUCUGUGGUAAAACCUAUAGCCAGGCUGGCAAUCUCAGAUAUCACUACAGGACCCACACUGGAGAGAAGAUCUAUCACUGUGAUACAUGUGGGAAGAGCCUUUCCUCAUCCAGUAGCCUCAAGAGGCACAUGAAGAUCCACACUGGAGAGAAGCCCUACAGCUGUGACCUCUGUGGUAAAACCUUUAGCCAUGCUAGCAGUUUCACAGUUCACCUCAGAAUCCACACGGGAGAGAAGCCCUACAGCUGUGACCUCUGUGGUAAAACCUUUAGCCAGGCUAGCCAUUUCACAGCUCACCGCAGAAUCCACACUGGAGAGAAUCCCUACAGCUGUGACCUCUGUGGUAAAACCUUUAGCCAUGCUAGCAGUUUCACAGUUCACCUCAGAAUCCACACGGGAGAGAAGCCCUACAGCUGUGACCUCUGUGGUAAAACCUUUAGCCAGGCUAGCCAUUUCACAGCUCACCGCAGAAUCCACACUGGAGAGAAGCCCUACAGCUGUGACCUCUGUGGUAAAACCUUUAGCCAUGCCAACAGUAUCACAGUUCACCGCAGAAUCCACACUGGAGAGAAGCCCUACAGCUGUGACCUCUGUGAUAAAACCUUUAGCCAUGCCAACAGUAUCACAGUUCACCGCAGAAUCCACACUGGAGAGAAGCCCUACAGCUGUGACCUCUGUGGUAAAACCUUUAACAAGGCAAGCAUUCUCAAAGAUCACCGCAAGAUACACACUGGAGAGAAGCCCUACGGAUGUGACCUCUGUGGUAAAACCUUUAACCAGGCAGGCAAUCUCAGACAUCACCACAAGAUACACACUGGAGAGAAGCCCUACGGCUGUGACCUCUGUGGUAAAACCUUCAGAAAGACUGAGGAAUUAACAGUUCACCGCAGGAUCCACACUGGAGAGAAGCCCUACAGCUGUGACCUCUGUGGUAAAACCUUUAGCCAGGCUGGCAAUCUCAGACAUCACCGCAGGAUCCACACUGGAGAGAAGCCCUACAGUUGUGACCUCUGUGGUAAAACCUAUAGCCAGGCUGGCAAUCUCAGAUAUCACUACAGGACCCACACUGGAGAGAAGCCCUACAGCUGUGACCUCUGUGACUAUUCAGGUAAAACAAGUAACCAUCUGAAGAGUCACCUGCGUGUCCACAAUAUAAAACCCCCAAAGCAGUGAUGUCUGGGGCCAAGCUGUCCCAGCAGUCACCACCUGAGAGAACUUCUGUAUGACCCACAGCUGGAAGAGCUACUGGCCUGCACCUACUGGGACAGCACAUGCAGUAACACCAGAUCUACAGUCCAACAUGACAGCACAUGCAGUAACACCAGAUCUACAGUCCAACAUGACCAGACACAGGGAAGAUACUGUAACAAUGGAGGGGAAGCUGUGUCAGACUGGGGAGAAUCUUGGUAAACACUGGCUGACACCUUUCAGUUUUGAAGCACACAUUUGUAAUUUCAUAAGAAACACAUCAAAGUGCUCAAAUAUUAAUUUCUGUUUGACCUCUUUAUCUCUGCAGCCCUUUAGAGUAUCUGUGUGUUUGACCCAUUUGUUGAGUAAGAUUUGUUGGUUUGUUAUUGUUUUAAUUACAAGAGCUGUUGAGGCUCAUGCAGGUUGUUCUUGAAACUGUAUCUAUACUUAAGGAAUACAAUACUUAGUAGUUCUGAUGAACACCUAGAAUUGUGUCAAUACUGAAGGAUUGUUAAGGAUUUUAUCAUUAGCACCCCUAGG
Messenger RNA from Osmerus eperlanus (European smelt), 3615 nucleotides. RefSeq names its product zinc finger protein 208-like. The record is from RefSeq and is a predicted model, not a curated record. Gene Ontology annotation, molecular function: DNA-binding transcription repressor activity, RNA polymerase II-specific; RNA polymerase II cis-regulatory region sequence-specific DNA binding. Gene Ontology annotation, cellular component: nucleoplasm. NCBI's taxonomy places the organism in Eukaryota, Metazoa, Chordata, Actinopteri, Osmeriformes, Osmeridae. Gene Ontology annotation, biological process: regulation of transcription by RNA polymerase II. Bases 187 to 3060 code for a protein of 957 amino acids. The transcript has 3 exons.